Molecule: messenger RNA, 1890 nt
Organism: Talaromyces rugulosus
Lineage: Eukaryota; Fungi; Ascomycota; Eurotiomycetes; Eurotiales; Trichocomaceae
Exons: 5
Coding region: 1-1890 (629 amino acids)
Molecular function (GO): oxidoreductase activity; FMN binding
Source: RefSeq, a predicted model, not a curated record
AUGGCUCCCAGGGUUAUCGUUGUCGGCGGUGGCCUCUCUGGCCUGAGUGCCGCUCACACAGUCUACCUGAACGGUGGAAACGUCCUUGUCUUGGACAAGCAGAACUUCUUCGGUGGCAACUCCACCAAGGCCACAUCCGGUAUUAACGGUGCGCUCACGCGGACGCAGACCGAUCUUGGCAUCCAAGACAGCGUCAAGCAGUUCUACGAGGACACCCUCAAGUCCGCGCGAGACAAGGCUCGUCCCGACUUGAUCAAGGUCUUGACCUACAAGUCGGCUUCUGCCGUCGAGUGGCUCCAGGAUGUCUUCAACCUCGACCUUACCCUGGUUUCUCGUCUGGGAGGUCACUCUUUCCCCCGUACUCACCGUGGCCACGAUGCCAAAUUUCCCGGCAUGGCCAUCACAUACGCUCUCAUGCAGCGACUAGAAGAGCUCACCGACGCUGAGCCUGACCGCGUCCAGGUCAUCAAGAAAGCCCGUGUCACUUCGAUCAACAAGGAUGGCAACCAUGUCACUGGUGUCACCUACGAAUACAACGGCGAGACUCACACUGCCGAGGGUGUCGUUGUUCUCGCCACUGGUGGAUACGCCGCCGACUUCACCAGCGACUCCCUUCUCAAGCAACAUCGCCCUGACACCUUUGGCCUGUCCAGCACCAACGGCACUCACGCCACCGGUGACGGCCAGAAGAUGCUGAUGGCCAUUGGUGCCAACGGCAUUGACAUGGACAAGGUCCAGGUCCACCCCACUGGUCUGAUCGACCCCAAGGACCCAACCUCCAAGUGGAAGUUCUUGGCCGCCGAGGCUCUCCGUGGUGAGGGUGGUCUUUUGCUCAACUCGGACGGUCAGCGAUUCUCCGACGAGCUGGGUCACCGUGACUACGUCUCGGGCCAGAUGUGGAAGGAGAAGGAGAAAGGCAAGUGGCCCAUCCGCCUUGUCCUCAACAGCAAGGCCUCCAACGUCUUGGACUUCCACACUCGCCACUACUCUGGCCGUGGCCUCAUGAAGAAGAUGACCGGAAAGGAACUUGCUAAGGAGAUUGGCUGCGGAGAGGCUGCUCUUAAGAAGACCUUUGACGAGUACAACUUGAUUGCCGAGGGCAAGAAGCAGGACCCCUGGAACAAGAAGUUCUUCCACAACCUGCCCUUCAGCAUUGACGACACCUUCCACGUUGCUCUGAUGGAGCCCGUGCUCCACUUCACCAUGGGUGGUAUUGAAAUCAACGACCAGGCCCAGGUCUUGAACUCGGAACAGAAGCCAUUCGAAGGUCUCUACGCUUGUGGUGAGCUUGCCGGUGGUGUCCACGGUUCCAACCGUCUGGGUGGCUCUUCUCUUCUCGGCUGUGUCGUCUACGGUCGUGUUGCCGGUGACAGCGCCAGCCAAUACCUGUUCCAGAAGGUUAUCAAUGGCGGCGCCUCUGCUGCCCAGCAGCGUCUCGGCCAGAUCUCAUUGCACAUUGACCCUUCGACACCUGGCAAGAUCUCGGUUGAGUGGACCGGUGCUGGCUCUGGCAGUGAUCCUGCCUCGGCUCGUGUUGAGGCCCCUGCUGCUGCUGCUGCUUCAACCCCUGCUCCAGCAGCUUCCUCCGGCUCGGCCGCGGCCGCUCAGGACGUGUCCGACUUCAAGGUCCCCGAGAAGGAGUUCAGCAUGGAAGAGGUUGCCAAGCACAACAAGAAGGAUGACCUGUGGAUUGUUGUCAAGGGUGUUGUCAUGGACGUGACCAACUGGCUCGACGAGCACCCCGGUGGUGCCCAGGCUUUGUUCAGCCACAUGGGCCGUGAUGCCUCUGAGGAAUUCGAAAUGCUCCACGACGACGAAGUUAUUCCCAAGUACGCCUCGCAGAUUGUGAUUGGCCGCGUCAAGGGCCAGGAGCCUCGAUUGGAAUUCUAA